CCGCCCGCGCUCCCGGGAAGUCUCGCGAUGCGGUAGCCGGCUGCUCCUGCUGCGGGUGGCUCAGGCUGUUGCUGUGGUUGCCGGAGUUGCGGCGGCGGCGGCGACGGCGCUGGCGGCGGCGGCGCUGGCGGGGGUGGCGGCCCCGGCGGAUGUUGACAUUGUGUUGUUGUUCCUGCCCACGGUAAUGGCGGCGGCGACGGCGGCGGCGGCCGGGACCAGGUCUCCUCAGUAGCCAGAGCCGACACUGCCGAGCGCCAGCUCCGCGGCCUCCGCGCCCGCCGCCUCCCCAGCCGUUCCCCGCGGCCGCCCCAGAGCCAGGGCCCCGGGCGCGGGGCUCGCAGGCGCGGGAUGGCGGAUUUCGAUGAGAUCUACGAGGAGGAGGAGGACGAGGAGCGGGCCCUGGAGGAGCAGCUGCUCAAGUACUCGCCCGACCCGGUGGUGGUCCGCGGCUCCGGUCACGUCACCGUAUUUGGACUGAGCAACAAAUUUGAAUCAGAAUUCCCUUCUUCUUUAACUGGAAAAGUAGCUCCUGAAGAAUUCAAAGCCAGCAUCAACAGAGUUAACAGCUGUCUUCGGAAGAACCUUCCCGUCAACGUGCGGUGGUUGCUCUGUGGCUGCCUGUGCUGCUGCUGCACGUUAGGGUGCAGUAUGUGGCCAGUGAUUUGCCUCAGUAAAAGGACACGAAGAUCGAUUGAGAAGUUAUUAGAAUGGGAAAACAAUAGGUUAUACCACAAGCUGUGCUUGCACUGGAGACUGAGCAAAAGGAAAUGUGAGACGAACAACAUGAUGGAAUAUGUCAUCCUCAUAGAAUUUUUACCAAAGACACCGAUUUUUCGACCAGAUUAGCAUUUGCUUUAUUUAUAGAGACUUUCCAAGUGUGUUGUCUUUCCAACGGUGCCUUGCUUGGUGCUCCCCUGCAGGUGGAAUGAUGCUGGUUCUACAGAAUCGGGUGGUGUUUUUGUUUGUUUUGUUUUUUAAAUAACCGCAUGUUCUAUGUGUGCAUAUUUGUCAAACUUUGCAAGUUAUUUCAUACAGAUGUUUAAUACUUAAGUUAUUGUGCUCUUUUCUGUUAUAUAUUCUGAUUUUCAAGGAUUACUUUUUGUAUUCUCAAAAAAAAAAUACAUUCGAACUUAGCAUAAAAACGGCCAGCCUUUGUUAUUUUGUCAACAAGGUUCACAUGUAUAGUCCUUGUCAAUUCCUUAACCUAGAAAAACAUACUAUCCGUUACAGCAUGCUCAUGCACUGUUUUUUUUUUUUCUUCCCUUUAGAAUUUGCCACAAUAGUUAUGUGAAAACUGUAAGUUUUCUCACGUAGUCCUUUGGGCCUAAGCUGACUGUCUUUCCCAGAAACCUCACAGUUCCUGAUACUUUGUCCCAGUAGAUACAGCUUAGCUUUAUGAAGAACUAGUGGCCAUUUUGAAAAUACCUGUCUUCAAAAGUGGUAAUUUCUCUUGAGUAGACACAUCCCAACUGGUGUGCAUGUACCUAUGGUUGCUAGAGUUGAGACUCAGCAUAGAGCGGCUUCUGUGUCCUGAUUCCAGGGGAGGGGCAGUGAGGAUGCUGUGCUCCAGUUACUGUCUAUUGCCCAGCAAUGGACAGAAGUAGAGCAUUGUCCUUUUUAAAGUUAGAAGUAAAAUGUGUCCCAAUCUAACAUAAUUAUAGAAUGGCUGUGUUUCUGAAUAGUUUGGAAAGAAAACAAAAUUCUAGAAUUAAAAAUCAUCUGUUAUUUGAUACCCCACUGAUAUAUAGUUAUAUAGAGCAGAUAGUUACUAAGAAAUGGAGGGUACAUUUAAAACUAUUUUCAAGUCUUCCCAUUUACUUUCAUCUAGUUACAUCCUUUUUUGAUUGAAAAUUGAAUAUUUAAGUUCAGAUCAGGUUAGCUUGUUGCUUUUAAAUAUACACAUACAUGUAUUUUUUUUCUGCUUGGUUGUACAUAUCUCCACACUAUAGAUUUCUGAAUGAUCUAUGUGUAGACUUUGUUUUUUAUAAGCCUAAAAUUAUACACAUUUUAAUGUGUGUUAAGAACUUGUUCCAUACAGUUGUGGUCUAGAGCAAUAAUGUGAAUAACGUUUGAAAUUAUAUAAACUAUGCUUAAUAAUUUGUAAAAAGAAUUGGUACUCUCCCUUGUAUUAAACUUUUUAAAUACCAAUUUUGUUAAAUUAUAUACCUAUAUUUUUAAAAAGUGUUGCUUUGUACUUCUUUGAAGUACUGUGCAUACACACACACACACACACACACACACACACACACACACCCUAAAUGAGCUAAAUGCCAGUAUCUCAUAUCCUAUGUGAGACUUUAGGAAUUGUCUUUAAAACUUUGACUUAAGGCAGUCCCCUGUCUGUGCCCAGCCCCAGCUCCUCCCCCCAACACAGGAACUUAACAGCUUGAGUCCAUAGAAAACUCUUCUGUGAAGUACUCAGUGUCCAAAGGAGUUUAAUGGUUUCACACCUUAAACGUGUGUCUAGCCAGGGUAGGUGGGAGUGUCCUACCACCAUAAUUAGUGCAGUUCAAAGUCAUGUGGUUCCAAAAUGCAGUGUUCUCUGUGUUUCAGUGUGAAAUAAUUAUGUAUUCACAGUGCUGAGUUAGCCUCAGGCUUCAGAAAGAGUUUAUUUAUAAGCUAAUAAGAAAUCCACUAUGACCACACAGACUAUGCAAGUGUUCCCUGUGUGCAGCUGUCUGUCUGUAGAGUGCCACAGUAUGGGCUUGAGAGGAGACUGACCUAGUUAAGAGGUCAUUCCCCUUAUUGUCAGUUGUAGUUUCAAAAUUAUAUUGUAAGAAUAUUUUCACAAUUAAGUAUAGGAUUUUAAACACUUUUGUAACUGUAAUUAAAAAUGUCUUUAGUGCUGAAAAAAUUCCUUAGACAUGUACUCUCCCAUACUUCACACAUACACAGAAAAACUAGGGUGCGCUCUGGGCAUAUAUCACAGACCAGUCAUGCCCCGAGCUAUAGAGUUUCAGGGAAUAGCUCACAGGGUUACCAUUUCUUAAAGCCUGAAUCUAAGUGUGUACAUGUCUGAGGCACACUUGUUACAAUGAACCUUGGUAGCCAAGGAAAUAUUUAAAAUGUUCCUUAGCUCCUGUUUUCUGAUUUUAGGUUUGUAAAUCAUGAAACAUAGGUUGUUUUUUUUAGACUGGCCAAAAAAUAAAAAAUAAGAUAAAAUAAAAUUAAAUUAAAAAAGGAUUACUGGCCAGAAAUUCCAAUGUUUAUUUAUAAGCUAAUAAAUUACCUAUUAUCUUCUUUUGUAUACCACUGGCUUUUUACAGGUAGUCACUAUUGUAUAUAAACUCUUUUCUCAGAAAAUGUAUUUUACAAACUAUUUUGCACACAACUGUGUAUAUUUGGAUUAAAAUAGCUAUUGCAGAAUCCAGUAGCAAUGAUAAAACUGAUGUGACAUUUUUAGCUUUGAGGUGACUUUGCUCUUCCCUCAUGAAGGGUUCACUGUAUCUAUCCAAGUUACCAGCAGAUACAAUACCAACAGUAUUUAAUGACUAGAUUCUAGUCAUUUAGAAUAUAAACCACAUAAUUUUGUCUUAAAAAUCUACAAAAUAAAUUUAACAAAACCUUGAAUAGUAAAAAAUAAUUUCCAUUAAUUAUAAGAAUAGUUUUCUAAGUGAACAAUUUUCAGUCAGUUAGAACCAUAGCUUUCCCUAUGGUAGUUUCAUCGUAGUUAGGGAGUGUAUCUGAUUGCUUCCUUGUAGACACAAGCUAGCCAUAUAUGCUUUGGAAAGCUCCCAGUGCAGUCGCAUGUAGGAUGCUAGUGGUGAGGUAUGCAGUUGGACCUUUAUCUGCAUGAGCCCACUUACACUGGGUGUAUAUGUGACUCUAGACUUUCCAUGGUGUUUGGCUUCACAGUUUGCCCUGUGAAGUUUAGCUGCAUGCCUGAUAUUUCUCUAUACAGAUUUGCUUUGACUUGCUAUUGACACUACGCCAGCAUCCAGUCGUGGGCCUUCUGUCCUCGUAAAACUUGUGGUGCUGGGUGUGUUCCGAAGGCAUGGUUGGUGAUCCGUAGCCCUGUUACUGAACUAUAUUCUCAAGCACUGCUGCCCUCUUGGUAAUCUAGAAUUUACACCUCUACCUGGGAAUAGUUGAGAAUAGCUUUUCAUUUCAUUCCUGAAGACACUGAAAAUGUUCAUUCUUGUUUGCUUUUGUUCUGUUCUCAGAUAGCCUUACUGUGUAACCUGAGCUAGCCUUCACCUCUCAGUCCCCUUUCUACCCCACCAGGUACUGGGAUCACAGGUUUGUGCCAGGCUGAUAUUUCCAUUAUUUUGACAGCACUGAAAACAGAUUUCAAGAUGCUGAUCCUGGUUUUGUGUUCUGUUCUGUUUUGUUUUGAAAUGGGCUCCAUGUAGUCCAGGGUGGCCUGAAGCCUUUUAUGCAACUGAGGAUUAUAGGCAUUGGCCAUGUGCCAGCAAGGGGCCCAUCUUGGUUUCAGGACAUUUCUGACAAGGUCAUCAAAUUAUUUGACCUCUUUAUUUUUACUUCCUUUGCCAGAACAGGAUGGUGCUGACUACCUCAUGAUGUUACUUUGUUCAGCGGUUGCUUAUUUUUUCUUUUUAUUAAGUUUUAUGUGUGUGUGAGUACUUACUUAGAUGUUUAGUGGUAAUGAUUUGGAUGUACCUAACAGUGUCAGCAUACUAUUGUUAAAUUGUGUGUUUAAAAUUAGAAGUGGGGCACUCCCCAUAUGUACUUAAAAUGUUUUAUAUUGUUUAAAGAUUGGGAAAGUAGUAAAAGAAAAUUAAUGUGAUCUUUUAAAAUGUAGGUGCAUCUGAGACACACAGACUAUGCUCUCCCUUUGCAGUCUCAAACACAAUGUUCUUAAUUUGAGAGUUAACUGUUCUGUUUUUGAAAAAUAAUAUAAUGUCUUCUUAGCUUUGUAUCCCAAGUAUUUUAAUGAACUGAACACCAAGUAUUUAGUUUUUGGUGAAUUAGCUAACUUUUGCUCUGUUACUUCUGUGUAAAGAAGCAGUGUCAACCAACCUUCAAAAGAAGAUUCCCUCCCCCAGGCCGGAGGCUGUGGCUCAGUGGUGUAGUUCAGGCUUGACAGUCUUACACAGUGAGCAAGAGAGCGCUCGCUUCCUCCUGGUUCUGAGCAGUGAGACGCGUCCAGCUUUUUCUCUUGACAUAGCAGAUUUAAAAGUCUAGAAGGAAAAGCUGGGUAUGGUGGUGCAUGCCUAUUCAUGCCAUAGCUCAGCAGGCAGAAGCAGGAAAUUCUCUAUGACUUGGAGGCCAGCCUAGUCUAUGUACUGAGCGGUAGCUAGGCCAGCCAAGGCUCCAGAGUGAGAACCUGUCUUAGGUUCUUAUUACCCCCACAAAACCCUAGAAGACACUAAAUUGAUAGGGUCAUUCCCUCCAUUAAGAUUGAUUUAACUAGGUGAUAGCAUUGCUGUGAAUGGAGUCUUCAUAAAAAGGACUUGCCUUCUCUUACUUUAGCAAACCCUUUCAAUCCUGUUUCUUUCCAUUUGCUGAAGCUCUUAGUGUUAUGGCUUCACAGAAGAGCCAACCAUCACCAGGAAUGAAGACAAAUUAGAGUCCCUGCAUUGAGUAGUCUGACUCAGGCAGCCGGAUAGAGAGUUCCAGACCACCCUCGUCCACAUAGUGGGAUCCAUCUCAAACACAAAACAACAACAACAAAACUCCAGUAUUAUAAACAUACUAGUAGUGGCAAUAGAAAUACGCUGGCAGAACUAGAAGACAGGAUGCCAAAAUCCCCCUUCCCACCCAGAGAAGUCCCUGCACUGUUACCCUGGGCUAGCUUACAAGGAUGGCCAGGAGUGCACAAAGCCUUUUGCUUUCUUUUGUACUGUCUCAUAACAGAAAUUAUUUGGAAUUACACUGCUGCAGACGGAGUUUCCCUCCACUGUUGAUGCCCUUUGAGGGGGUAGUAGGUGGCCACCUUGGAAACAAUACUUUUUUAUUGUUUUUUUUUUUUUUUAAAUGUGAUAACUUACAGAAAAACCUUCAAGUAGAUUAUAGGGAACUCAUUCUGGAUGUUCAAAUGGGCAUCAGCUAGUUUUCAGAACUCCCGCCGAGCGGGCGGUUCUGCUGAGUAAAGACGCCUUUCCUGCUGAAGCGUCCAGCUCACUCAAGCAUGGAAGGAAGGCUGCUAACACUUUUCAAAGUUGACAAAGUACCCAAAGGUGAAUUUUAAAAGCAUAUAUAUUUUACUAUCAUUCCUAACAAAUUAAAGCCAUUGUUAAAUAAACAUGGUCUGUUUUUCUUCAGUAACUUUCUUUUUGGUUAGUUAAGACUUUGAUCCAUAAUUGAGAAGUUCCGUAGAUGGGUGAUGUUGCUGGGUUGUCGUCACGGUUGCGUGGUUUGUGAUCUCUUGUAGGUUAGAGUAAAAUGUAUAACAAUUUUAAUAAAAUUAAAUGUCAUGAACUAUAAA
Apodemus sylvaticus (European woodmouse) is the source of this 6388-nucleotide messenger RNA. RefSeq names its product cysteine rich hydrophobic domain 2 (gene Chic2). Bases 349 to 846 code for a protein of 165 amino acids. NCBI's taxonomy places the organism in Eukaryota, Metazoa, Chordata, Mammalia, Rodentia, Muridae. The record is from RefSeq and is a predicted model, not a curated record. The transcript is spliced from 6 exons.